Molecule: messenger RNA, 3754 nt
Organism: [Torrubiella] hemipterigena
Lineage: Eukaryota; Fungi; Ascomycota; Sordariomycetes; Hypocreales; Clavicipitaceae
Source: the annotation of a GenBank genome assembly
ACUGCAUGCAACAUAGGUAUUAGCUGUUCUGUAGUGCAACGCCACUAAAGAGGGGCUAUAAAAUCGUCCGUUGUAUUGGGGAUUUCUAAGCAGUCGUAAGCGCAGCACGGUCCAACAUUGGUGGCCCGCCCGCCUGAUUGAUAAGUGUGCGGAAAUCAAUCGCGUGCUUCCGCUCGGAAUUUGCUUAAGGGCCAUGUGUGUCCCGUCACCCAGCUCGAAGCUGUCUCCCAAACUACAAACCUGAAUUUCUACAGAAGCCGUACAGCUGCUCACAAUGACUCUUGCGCCCGUAAUUGCCCUUUCCCACGGCGGAGGUCCGAUGCCCCUACUGGGAGACCCGAACCAUGCCACUAUCACAGCGUCGCUGCAGCAGCGCGUACCCAAAAUCCUGGGCCUCAACACGCCGUCCCAGCCAGCUGCUAUAGUCAUGGUCACAGCGCACUGGACGACGGACCAGCCCACCAUUUCCAACGGCAGCUCUCACGACCUCCUCUACGAUUACCGCGGCUUCCCGCCCGAGAGCUACGAGCUCAAAUAUCCUGCGCCAGGCGAGCCCGAGGUAGCAGCCAAGAUUGCCGCUGCUUUCGCGGAGCAAGGACUGUCGCCAAAGCUGGACGCUGUGCGCAAAUGGGACCACGGCGUAUUUGUGCCGCUGCUGCUGAUUAACCCCAAGGCGAACAUUCCCAUUAUCCAGGUGUCUGUGCUAGAGAGCGAGGACGCGGGCGACCAUAUCAAGAUGGGCAAGGCGCUGGCUACGCUGCGCGCAUCCAACAUUGCCAUUCUCGGGUCAGGAUUUGCUAGCUUGCACCACUUUACGCUCUUCCGCGCGCUGAGCCAGGGAGACCAGGAGGUGCGCAAGUCGAUCAAGGAAUCUACGACGGAUCCUUGGAACGAGGCUCUCACGGGAGCCAUUAAAGAGUCGACAGAGGGCAACUGGGACGGGCUUCUCAAUUGGCGCAAUCUUCCCCAUGCUAACGAGAUCCAUCCGGUUGGUGGUGGCGAACACUUUACUCCGCUGCUUGUGUGUGCUGGUGCGGCCAAGGGCGACAAGGUACACUCCUACAAAGAUUCGUACUAUGGCCAGGAUAUUGUCACAUUUUAUUGGGGUGCUGACGAGAUAGCUUAAAAUGACACUGCAUGAGGUAAUUUGAAAUAAAAAAAAGUAUUAUAAAAUUUGUUUUUGUUUUGAUUAUUUUUGCUAGAGUAGAAUAUCACCCAGCGAAUCCUGUAAUCCUUCGCCGCUAAUCGGGGUAUAAAAUGUAUAUGGGCGGCCCUUUUGAAAGGCGGCUCGCCGUAACAAGACAAAUGAAGAACAAAAAAGAACACCUUGUAUGCGUAUGACUCCGUAUCCAUGAGUGCGUGUGCAAGCAAGUAAGCAAGCAAUGCAAAAAAUAUAGACAGAAAAGAAAAUGAAAAGGCUAUGAUACAACAGAUGAAAAGAAAAAGUCGUAAAGAUGAGCAUAGUGGGUUGGUGCUGCUUAUACCGACGAGCUGGAUGCAUCGGAGCUCGAUCGGCGCGAGUCGAGAGCUUCGAGAUCCUCAUAGUCGAUAGGGCAGUCCUCGAUAAUGUAGUUGGGAGGGCUAGGAGGAACCUCGCCGUACACGGGAGGAGCCUCGUUGUCCCAGCUGACGCCUAGGCCAGGAGACUCAGUCAUGACGACGCCAAAGUGCAUGCGCAGGAUGCGGCCGGUGCCAGUUGGUGUAGUAAUGUGAGUCUUGCCCUCGGCAGCGUACUCCUUGGAGACGAUGAGCUCGACGAGGAGCGAGUGGCUGACCUCGGUGCCGUCGGCCGUCUUGGUGUCGCAAGCGUACUUGGCGGCCUUGGAUCCGUGGCGCGAGGCGACGCUCUGGUUGACGCCAAACUCAAUCUCCAUGUCGACGGUGCCGUCGUGGCUCGAGUAGUCCGACUUCCAGCCCUCCUGGAUCUGCUUCUCGCCAAUGACGCGGGUUUCGGAGCGGAGGAGACCCUUGAUGUCGUCCUGGACAACUUGUGCGCCGAGAAGGUGCUUGUCGCAGGCGGGGGCCACCGUCUUGAUGGUCUCCUCGAGUCGCCAGGUCACCUUCUUAAGGCGCCACAGAUCGACCGUCUUGACCUUGUCGUGGUGGGUCAUGAGCCCGUCCAGCUUGAAGGUGAGCUUGUUCUUAUCGUUCGGGUGGAUGACGGAGAGGUAGUCGGCGCCGGCCUUGAUGUUGGUGGGAGGGAAGACACGGACGGAGUGGUGGGGGAACAGCGGCUCGGGAAUCGCGCGCUUGACGGGGACGGCCUGUGUGAAGGUGAUGACGGUGGGUGUGGCGGGAGCGCUUCCGAGAACAGGCGAAGCGUUGGGUGUAAGUUGAGGUGUUCGGCUGGUGAGGCGGGCUUCGGCCUUGAACUCGUAGGCAAUGGAAAUGACGGGCGUGUCGAUGCUGGCGGGGUGGUUGCCGUUGAGGAGGGUAGAGAAGGGGAAAAGGUGAGUGCCGCGGCGGAGUGUCAUGGGUCCAGCGAGCAGCUGCCAGCUUUCGAGCUGGAGGGUCUUGUGCUGGCAGUCCUCGCAGUGGCUCUGGUAGGGGCGCUUGUGGACGGUGUGAAUGGUUAGAGAGGCUGUGAAGCUGUCUACAUCGACAGACUCGUCCUUGACGUCAAUGGCAAGCUGGCCGGAGAAGAGGGCACCUGUGCUUUCCUCGCGCGAUCCAUGGAAGAUGACUGGCGGGCUUUCAAUGGUGCAGGUGAUUUGCGCGGGGAGAGGAACCUGGGGAGUCUGGUCCUUGGACGCGGAGCGGCGAAAGGGCAGCGAGAGGCGGUUGUGCUUUUUGAUGGCUUCAGCCAGGUCGGGGAUCUUGACGGCGUGCUCCUCGGCAUCAGAGGCGUAGGGACUGCCAGACACGGAAUUGUUGCGCGAGGUCUCGCAGGAGGCGUUGCGGGAGCGCGAGGCGGCCUUUUUGAUGUUGGAGAUGUUGCCCGUGGAGGAUCGGAGGAAGUUGGCGACGAGGUGGGGCAUGAUGGGCGGUGGUGAGGUCUAGCGAGGUCUAGCGAAUGACGUAGAGCGGCGUCCGAUGAUCAGAAGAAGGAGAGAAAGUUUCUUCUGAGAAGUACAGUCUUUAGAAUAAAAGACUGGCGUUUGGAAUCAACCCCCUCCUGUGGAAAAGAACCGGGAGGGGUAUGGGCUUAUACUUGGCGUCGAGGAGACAGGGUGAAAGCGUGAGGGGAAGACAAGCACAAACAGGCGUUUAGGCUUUCCUUGUGGUGGUGAGAAUGCCGGUGGCGCUUGUCAAGCUUGGUAGUAGUGGUAGUCGUCGCAGUGGUGGCGGUAGUGGUGUGCUGGCGAUGUGCCGUGUGUCCGAUGCAGGCGGCGAGAAUCGGGUAGCUUUCGGCGCAGGGUUGCACUGGGUCGAGGAGCUAAGAGCGUAAUAGCACUGUCGGUGACGUGAGGAUUGGAUGCGGUCAGCACGAGACCAAGAACGCAAGUAUUGCUAAUGUUGCAGUAGUAGCAGGAGAAGAUCGGUGGUGAGUUUUCGAAGCGAGCUUUGCUCUGGUGGCAAAGGCGUUUUUUGCUUGGUGUUGGUGUUGCUUUGGAUGCUGGCGCUGGCUGGUGUAAGUGGGUGGUGACCAGGUGUGGCAGCUGGCAAAGGUGUUAUUGUGCAGCUGGCAAGCAAAGUAGAUUCUACCCUUUUUCUAAUCAGAGGGGUAAAAUGCUGGGGAAUAAGUGAGAUGAGAUGAUAGCAAGAUGCAGCAACCAAGAAAGAAAAAGGGCUCCGUGAGAAUAUAUACGAAAGU